This is a messenger RNA of Columba livia (rock pigeon), 21360 nucleotides long. It is a transcript of the gene DUSP7, whose product is annotated as dual specificity phosphatase 7. Bases 239 to 1387 code for a protein of 382 amino acids. Gene Ontology annotation, cellular component: cytosol; cytoplasm. The record is from RefSeq and is a predicted model, not a curated record. Gene Ontology annotation, biological process: protein dephosphorylation; negative regulation of MAPK cascade. Lineage: Eukaryota; Metazoa; Chordata; Aves; Columbiformes; Columbidae. The transcript has 21 exons. Gene Ontology annotation, molecular function: protein tyrosine/threonine phosphatase activity; MAP kinase tyrosine/serine/threonine phosphatase activity; MAP kinase tyrosine phosphatase activity.
CGGCGAAGCCCCGCUUUAAUUGAGGCCGCCGGGAUGGGGCGCACCGCGUAGGGCAGAGCGGGGGCCGCCGCGCUCCGGGCCGCAGGCAACGCGAACCCACGGCCGUGCAGAGCGGCGCCGCGUCCGACACAGCUCAAGCCCAUCCCGGCCCGGGGGGGAGCAGCCGAGCGGGGCCGCGUCCGGCCGCCGCGUGGGUGGCCGGUGGGCCGGGCGCUGGCGGCCGCCGCUGCCGAGCCCCAUGAAAACGCAGGUCUGGGGGAGCUCCCCGCGGGCGCCCAUGGCUGCGGCGAUGCCGUGCAAGAGCGCGGAGUGGCUGCAGGAGGAGCUGGAGUCGGGCGGCGGCCGCUCGCUGCUGCUGCUCGACUGCCGCCCCCACGAGCUGUUCGAGAGCUCGCACAUCGAGACGGCCAUCAACCUGGCCAUCCCCGGGCUCAUGCUCCGCCGCCUCAAGAAGGGCAACCUGCCCAUCCGCUCCAUCAUCCCCAACCACGAGGACAAGGAGCGCUUCGUCAAGCGCUGCAAGGCCGACACCGUGCUGCUCUACGACGAGGCCACUGCAGACUGGCAGGACGGCGGCGCCGCCACCUCCGUCCUGGGGCUCCUACUGCAGAAGCUGCGCGACGACGGCUGCAAAGCCUAUUACCUAAAAGGUGGGUUUAACAAGUUUCAGACUGAAUACUCGGAGCACUGCGAGACGAACCUUGACAGCUCCUCGCCCAGCAACUCUCCCCCGGCGUCGGUCCUUGGCCUGGGAGGGCUGCGGAUAAGCUCUGACUGCUCGGAUGGCGAAUCCGACAGGGAACCCAGCAGUGCCACGGAGUCGGAUGGGAGCCCCAUCCCGAACAAUCAGCCUGCCUUUCCAGUCCAGAUCCUACCUUACCUGUACCUGGGCUGUGCCAAAGAUUCAACCAACUUGGACGUCCUGGGCAAAUAUGGCAUUAAAUACAUCCUGAAUGUGACUCCCAACCUGCCAAACAUGUUUGAGCACGAUGGAGAGUUCAAGUACAAGCAGAUCCCCAUCUCAGAUCACUGGAGCCAGAACCUCUCGCAGUUCUUUCCCGAGGCCAUUGCUUUCAUUGAUGAGGCCCGUUCCAAGAAGUGUGGGAUCCUUGUUCACUGCCUCGCUGGCAUCAGCCGCUCUGUAACAGUCACCGUCGCCUACUUGAUGCAAAAACUCAACUUGUCCCUGAAUGAUGCCUAUGACUUUGUGAAAAGGAAAAAAUCCAACAUUUCCCCAAACUUUAACUUCAUGGGCCAACUCCUGGACUUUGAGAGGACUCUGGGACUCAACAGCCCUUGCGACAACCGCUCGCCCAGUGAACAGCUCUACUUCACCACCCCCACCAACCACAACCUCUUUCAGCUGAACACUCUGGAGUCCACAUGAAGGGGAAUCCACCUGGUCGGGAACUUGAGCAUUGAAUCGCUUCUCUUGAGCAUUUCAACUCUUACAAAAACAUCUGUCUUGCCAGGCAGCUCUGGAACAACUCGCUUCUCUGGGCAGAGGUGCCUGAUCGCUGCUUUAAGAAGGCUAAUGCUGAUCAUUAGUAUUCUGAUCAAAGUGGUUUGAAGAGGUAGUCUUUUUACAGGGGGUUAUUUAAUACGGGCGAUGUUACAGCGUUUUGAACGCAGCUGUUACCGGCAAUAACCGCUUUCCUGGGUGCAUUGGGACUGUCAGAACACGCACACGUGUGAAGAGCUACCAGGGGUUAGCUUGCUGUGGAAAGCGAGGAGAUUUAUGCACUUGGAAACCUUGAACAAAAGGUGUUGGGCCAAGACUGUUUUAAAACCCAAGUUUACUUUUUUUCUUGAUUUUAAAAAAAAGAAAAGGUAGAUCUUACUCGAGCUUUGGGUUCAAACUCUUUUUAAAUAUGUAAGUUCCUGACUGUUUGUACAGACGAGGUUGCAAAACCAGUAUUUUAUUCUGUUUCUUGUUUGAUCAUUUAUUAUUUUUUUUAAUCAAAUGUUUAUAUUGACCAAAUGCAUUUUGCACACUUUGUGAAGCCUUGGUAUGUCCUGGCAUAUUACUGGGUACUCCAGAGAGAGAUACAUGCUGCUGCUGUUGUUGUUAGCAUCUGGUAGGAAGCUUUGUUCUGUGUGAAGGCCAGUUGGGCUUAAACGCAACCCCUUCACCACUCCGGCACUCACAAUCACAACCUCUGCACUGAUUCAGCCAAGGUGACUAAGCCGCAAGCUUUUUUCUCUUUAUUUUUUUUUAAUGCCACCCCUGCCAAAAAUACUGUUUGCUGUUGCCAGAGGUAAAACUCCUGUAGCCUCCAGAGUUAGCAGAAGCAUGUCUGAGCCCGGCUUCGUUCUUUGCUGCCUGUUGACUGACUUAACGUCAUCCAGCUGGCCCGAAACCAUUCCAGCUUCCCGCGUACGGAAGGUAGCGGCGAUGUUGGCGUUUCUUGUGCACACUUGAUCCUUUCCCACGUGUGCGGGGUGGAGGGGGAGCACGGCGAGCGCCCGGAGCAGAGCGAGGAUUGCGUAGCGGGAUGGGACUCGAUUGUCACGCGUGGAGCGUGUGAGCGGAGGGAAGAGAUGUGGAAGUGAUGAGAAGAGUGUUGUAACAGAAUUUUUAUAUAUAUAUAUAUGAAUAUAUAUAUUAACUGGCAAAUUCUGCAAUGAUUGGAGCUUUCAACAGAGCUUCUGAUUUUUUUUUUUUUUUUCUUCCUCUUUCGAAUAACUUUAUGCCGUGCCUUCUAUUCUGAGAAGACUUGUUGAUAUUUCUGGCUAGUGUUUGGUGAAUACCUUAUAGUAAGCCGGGAGGGGAGGAAGUGGUAAUAAUUUCUGGGAGGAGGGCAGAACGGAUUUGGAGAUUUCUUUAUUGGCUGCAAUGUAGUCCCUCCUUUCUCCCCCCCUCCCUGUCCACUUUAACUCUCCUGUAACUGAAAAGAAAAGAAAGAAAAAAAAAAAAAGCCACGGAUUUUUCUAAAUAUCCAGUUUUUUGUACUUUUUUCAAGAAAAAGAAAAAAAAUGAUUAAAAAAAAACCCCUCCAUCUGGAGGAAUGUUUGAUGCUGUCAUAUCCUGAAACCGUUCUUUUUGUUAAAGAUGUUACCAGAAUGUUGGAAUGAGCUUCUCUUUCUUGUUUUCUGGUUGUUUUUUGUUUGUUUGUUGGGUUUUGUUUGCAACAAUGUUGGGAUCGUGGGUCAUUGGAAGGGAGAAUGGGCAUAAGUAUGGUUGUGAGUGAGAAAAUUGAGAAUAUCUUAAUUGCAUCUUACCUCAUGGAGGAAUUAAUUUUUUUUCAGGGAUUUUUUUGACAGUGCAUCUGUAUUGCAUUACAGCUUAGCUGGUUUGUAAAGGCUUCCUGUGCUGUUAGUGGUCUUUCUUCUUUAAGGAAUAAAAACAAGAUGCAUCUUCUGAUUAGUACAAAUGAGAGCUUGUUAGUGAGGAAUGGUUCUGCUUUCUGAGUUAUGAAGGAAAAUUAGUGACCCUAUAUAUUCUGAUCCAAUAUUGGGACUUUGUUUAUAUUGCAAAUAAAUAUUAUUUUUUCUUUAAAAAUGAUGUUUGUGUCAGAUGCUUGUCUAGCUUCUGCCCGUAUAAGGGCAUGCUGCUCUUAUCCGUUUUUUUAUGGUCAAUUAGUAUUCUUCUGUGACCAUGAAGAGCAUUUGCUGGGCAGUGUUCAAGUGUGGUGUUUGGUUUCAUGCACAGCUUAAUUUUUAAGACCUGUGGUAAAAUGGAGAAGGGGAGGCGGGAGGGCGAGGAGAGGGAUGUGGGGUAUUGGAUAAACCGGAGAACAAAGAACAGAUUGAGAAUGGGACCAGCUUUGACCCCAGCCAUUCCUCUGCACCGAAAAUAAAUAGAUAAACUAAAGACACUUUUGUUCGCUGUUUAAGCGGGGCCUACAGAAGCAUGGUGAGGCCUUGCCUACCGCUGUAAGCGGAUUUUAUUUCAGUAGGAAAGCAAGAAGUUGUGGCCUUGUGGGCAGCCACCUGAUGGCUUCUGGGUGUCACAGAGAGCAGGAGCCGCCUCUUGCACGCUCAGGUGGGGCCAAGCCCUGGCUGUAGUGUCACACCUGGGCUGUGCUGUCCCCCUGUGCUCCCUGGCUGCGGGUGCAAUGGGUUUAUGGGAAACCGGAGGGGCUGAUGAGGAUGCUUUAGGGUGAAAGGGGGCUCAGAGUGUGUGAGUGCAGCCCAGCUAAGGGAGCUGUGGUCCCCACGCUGCUGCUGGUUGCGAGGCAGGGCUGAGCUGGAGUGGGUUCCCCCCUGCCCCCUUGUUUUAACUGAAAUGGCAAGAAAUUAAAUUCUUCAAUCACUGAAUUAAUCAAAGUGAGUGUGCGUGUCAUGGUGUUCUACUCCUAGGGCUCAAGCACCAAAGAUACCUCAUUUGAUUCCAUAAGUUGCUCAGGCUGAUGGGUGCAGAGUCUGUUGCAGAGCAGGGGGGGCAGGCAGAGGCUGAAGCAGGAGCCAAGGGAUUGUGUGUGUGUGUAGUGUAUGUGUGAGAGAGAAUUUGUUUACUCCUCGACUACAUGAUGGAAAUCUAUAUAUUGAUUUACAGGCCUGUUAGUGGCUCAACAAAUGAAAAUCACCUAGUAUGCAGGGAAAAGAAAUCCUUUAGGUUUUUGUAUGUAAUUACAUGGUAGAGUAGCUCUUGAGGAAGACUUGAGACCAUGCUGGAGGCUGGCUGUGCACCAGAGGAGUGCAGAGCAGCUUGUCAGGUGUAGGGCAGUAUUUGCUUCCGUCUGAUUUCAUCUUAUGAUUUUCUGCUAAGGUGUGGAAUAGGAUAUUAGCAGUUAGUCUUAGCUCUGUAAGUACAUUUGUGUGGUAGCUGAGUUGUGGCUGGCUGGAACCACACAGCUGCUAUUUGUGACGGCCUGGGUGAAAUUGCUGGCGUGCAGGCAGCUCCCUCGGGGUACCCGAUCCUGGGAGAUGCAUCCCGCCACUGCUGCAUUGAAAAGCCUCAUUGCAAAUGGAAGGAGCUAACUUGUUUGAAAACCAUCCUGCCACCUGCAAGUGCUCUGUCCUCCAGGACCCAAAAGAGCCUUUUCCGAGCUUCCUGGCCUCGACUGUCUGGUUCUCAGCCAUCAGUGUUUUACAAGUGUCUUGCACUGUACUUCUUGGCUCGGAGGGGUUUCCUUGGAGACCUGAUGUCCUGCAAUUUCCCGAGGAGACAAGGACUGACAUCAGGAAAGGGGCAAUGCUGGAGAAAUAGUUACAGAGAAAAAAGAGCGUGGGGUCUGUCUACACUCCCCUGCAGAGGCGGGCACGAGCACUGGCUGAGCGUAGGAGCAUGGGCUGAGCGAGAAAGCUGGUUAUGUUCAGACCGGUGGAAUUUGGCAAGGAGAUACUGCUUCCCACACUCAGCAAGGAGAAGCUCCUCGGUUAACCCAUUAAUUCCAGAUAAGCUGCUUGUAAGAUGCUCUGUGGGCUCUGCUCUACAGAACCAGGUAAUCUGCUUGGGCACAGAGAACUGCUGACCAUGGGUUUUCACUUGUGAUGCCACAAGCCCUCAGGCAAUAUGAUUGGGUAUUUGUGUAUAUAUAUAUAUUUUUUUUUAAUGGGUCUUACCCCUCUGAUAUGAACAGUUAGAGGGACCACAGGUCCCAGGUGCUUUCAAAAAGUUUCUCCUUCCAUUUCGAGUCAUGGCAGAAGCACAAAAGUCUGAACACAGGUAGAGUUGAACUUCUGCAGCUCCCCACCAGUGAGCCCAGGUAGCUGAUUUUCAGCCCUUCCAGCAGCCCUCUGCACAGCACAUCCCAGCCUGCAUGCCUCCGUGCUGCCUGGCAGAGCCUGGCUGUCCACCCCGGCUGGAGAGGCAAGGGCAAGGAGAGCAGGUAUGUCCUGAACAUGAGGAUGACUGUUUGGCAUCUUGUGCAAUAGGAGAGCAAAGAGCAACUUCCCAAGGCAGUGCAGUGAGGAUUACUUGUGGUCGCAGACAAUGACCGAGGGACAACACAAAGGCAGGAGAGAUGAGCCCCAAACAGUUGUGGAAGGGAAAACUGAAGGGGUAGUGGAAGCAGCUUCAGGAGCCCAACAAGCAGGGGCUUUGGGGUUAUUUGUAGCUUUCUUUUACGCCUCUUCUAGGCCCUUAUUUCUUGGUGUGGCAUCAAACACACCUCUGAGCAUGAUGCAAGUCAACCUGUGCAGCUCUGAACUUGCCUGCUGUUGUGUCACCCAGAGAUGCACGUGGGGAACCAGACUCUUCCUGCCACCGUCUGAAUUUGGGUGCUCACAUUUCCAAGGUAACCAGGUUAUUUGUGGGUUGUUGUUUUCCUUUUUUAUCCCUUAUGUGAGCAAAUCAGGCUAUUUGCAGUGUUGCGAAGGCAUGUAAAUAGUUCAGCUAAUCAACACAUCCCUGUGAUUACAGCUGACUGGCACAGGCUGUGAUAGUCAUGCUCUGGGCUUCUCAGAAACUGUGUGAAAGUGGCUUUCAUCUGGAUAUUUGUGCCAUGCGGUCCUGUGCUUCCUCAAAACUUUCUCUUAAUGAUAUUUGAGGUCAGAGUGCUGGUCUGUCUGAAUGUAAUUUGGGCUGAGAAGGCAGGUGAGGAAAUGUUCAGUAGGCAGGGAGAGCACCUCAUGGGAAUCCCAUCCAGCCUCCAUGUCCUGUUCCUUCGAGUUCCUCUAUUAAACCUGCAAAGUUCCCCUUUCUAGUGGCUUUGUCUUUUGACCUUCUUUGCUGUGUCACCCAGCAGCACGGGCCCAAAGGAUGUGCCACAGCAAGGCCACCCCACAGUGCCACAGUCCAGGUGGGACCUUUGGGUAGGAGACACGACCACAAGAGUGUGGCAUGGGGACAACGGCUGUGCUGUGUGCUGGCAGUUGUAUUGAGCUCUGGUCACCUUGGUGAGCACCAUUUCCUUUUUCUGGCCUGGAUGUGUCACUGCUCUCACCUUUUCCUCUCCAAAACACCUGAGGAGCUGCAGUGGCACCUGAGGGGACCUAGACUGGUGGCUUGGGAAGACCUGAAAGACUCAUGGCCAUUGUGAGUGUGACCUGCAGUCAUGGUGGUACAGCAAGACAGCUGGGUCCUGUGAAGGAGUUGUGGGAGGAUGAACAGCCCAGGGGAAGAAGGUUCUGUGUGGCUGGCAGCAGUGGACCCCUCAGCCUGUGGUGGCAGCAGCAGCCCCCAGCAGCCACGAUGGUCAGAGACAGUGAACUGCUGCCAUACAACUCUGAGUUACUGGUGCCCCGGGCUCCUCCCUGACACCUCCACACUGCCCCCGCUCAACCAUGUCGCAAUUGUGGUUUUUAAGUGGGAGCUGGGUCACGGUGGGAACUGCGGUUCAGCUUUGGCUCAGUCGAGGGUUGAAGAUUAAUUAGGGGCUAAGAAUUAAUCACGCAUCAGGUGCAGACACCUGGGCUGGCUGUACAGCCCCAGACUGCUGGUGCCCAGCUGCUGUGGGCCAUGCGGACCCCGCAGUGUUGGGGCAACAUGGACACUUCUCCCUGCCUGGUGCCAGCAGAGACCACCAGCCCUCCCUGGCCUUCCUUUGUCCCUUCUGGUUGCUUGUGCUCACAGCUGAACUGGCACUUGUUCUGCAUUGCACUUAUUGCUUUCUCUGGUUUCUCCACCACUUUCUGUUUCUUUGGGUAGCUGGGAUUUGAGGUGCUCUCAUCCGGCAGCUACUUCUGCAAAGCUGUGGUCAUUCUGCAGGAGAACGGAGCUCCUACCAGAGACAUUGGGCCAUGUUGGAAAUGGUGACUGGCUGGGCCAUGGGGACAUUUGUGGGGGGAAGUGUGAUACUUCUGUGCUGUUCAGCAGUGCAAGUGAUCCAAAAGCAUGUAGGACCUUAAAAAGUAUCUGAUGAGGGAAUCAAGUAUGAGUGGAGAAAGGGGAAUCCAGACGGAUUUAUUUAUUUUCCUACUUUCUUUCCCCGGAGAAACAUCUGGCUUAUGUAAAGCCAUUUGCUGGGCUUCUCACUGCUUUAUUUUGAAAGUCUCUGCAUUCAGGCACUCUGCUCUUCUCAUCUCCCAUUACUGCCUGAAGGGCAGAUUCUUCAUGAUUUGGGGUUUUGCUUUUAUGAAGUUUACUCUUUGUUUCUGGUCUGUGUUUUUUUUCUUUGCUUUCCUUUUUCUUUUAAGGACUGCUCUAGUUUGGCUCAUGGUUUUGCCUUGUUUUCUUCUGAGAGGCGAAUUUUUGUGAUAAACCUGCACAAAGUGGGAAGCAGCAGACUGGUGUGUUGGUGAGACCCUGGUCACCAAUGCAGCAUUAGUGAAAACCAUGUGCCAGCAAGAGGCUGAGCUCUGUGCUUUGGUAGCGGCUGUUGACACCCCAGAAGCACAACAUCUGUAUGGAAGAUACCUAAAUGUAUAUGAGGGGAUGCAGUGAGAAGAGUUGCGACCAGAUUUGGGGACCCCCUGGCCUUGAUGAAGCAAAUGAGUUAAGUGCUGACUGGCACUGUUGUUGGAGCCACAGUCACCUUGGCUGCCUGCAGGGCAGGAGCCCCUCAGCCUUCCAGGUGGUAAAGAGGUCCCUGAAUGAAGUGACUGUGCAGUGAUCCAGCCCACCUUUCCAUCCCUCUCACGUAGGACGGAGCUGGCUGCAAACAAAACGUGCUGGAACCCUUGCCAGGCAGUGGUGCAGUCUGUCAGAGUUGCCUGAUCCCCUGCAUCUGUGAGGAACAGCCCUGCUGCCAACUUCACAACAUCCUCUCUUUCUCCACGGAGGAAAGACUUUUGAGCCUGCUGAGAGUCGCCCAGUUGUGUGGGACAGCGGUGGGAUGUGACUACAGAGAAGUGUAUAUGCUUGUCUGCUAGGAGCCCCCACAGCUCUGCAAAGUGUUCUCAAUAGCUACCAAGACACCUGCUCACUCCAGUACAGCCUGGGAUCGGACACUCAAGCUGUGUGAUGUGAAAGCUCUUACCUCCAGAUCCAGACCCCGCUGAUCUUCAGCCUCUUUCCCACUCAGCUUUGGACUGUUGGCUUUUCUUCGAUAGACAUGUGGCAUCAGAAGUGCUAAUUGUGUGGCUGGCUGAGAGCACAGGAGUGGCAGCACUAGCAGUGGAAGGGAAACCCAGAUCUCCCAAGUACCAGACCAGCAGCUCCUCCAAGGGUUGUUUUGCUGUGGUUGCUGCAUGAUGCUCAGCUCUUCCUGAAGUGGAGCCCAUGCUGGGGCCAGUGCUGUGCUGCAGCUGAUGGAGAAAACACCAAUGUUUUGGAGUUACACUGCCAUGAUCACAGCAAUACUGGAGCUUUUGAAGAAGAGCAUCAUCACAGGACUUGCAUUUAUCUUCUGUGGUCCUCCCAUGUCCCUGAGAUUAUAACAGAUGAGGAGGAUGUGAUUAGUGUUUUCCACCAUGGGAUGUCAGCUGAGGGAUGAGAACCAUGUGCCAAGAGGAGGAAAGAGCUACCACAGAUGGAUGAAGACCGUUCCUUCAAAUGUGAAGUGCAGCAAGCCCAUACUGGAUCCCUGUUGCCCUUGGGAUCAAAUGGCAGGGAUGAUGAGAGAAACAGACUGAGUCCCAAGCCCUCCCCAGAGCUAAACUGCAAAACCACAGGCUGCACCAAAGCCCUUCGAGCCAGCCCAUCUCCCAGCAGAGUCUCUGUCCUGCUCUCUCGACUCAGGGCUCAGAAUAUUGACAGGGGUUUCUCCAGGGAGUACUGACACGGUUCCUGCCCAUCAGCUGCGCUGCACAGCUCUGCCAUCCCAGGAUGAAAGGCAGAAUCCAAAACAAACCUGCCAGAGGCAGUAACUUUUAUUGGUGAGGCACUGCCAAAUCCCGCCAAUUGUCCAUGCACAAGAGGGGUCGGGUCACCCUUUGCCCAGCCCUGUGACUUGCUUGGUGCAGGGUUUCUGCUGAAGACCUGAAGGAUUUGUCCUGCAAGAGGAGCUGCCUGGGUUUUGCAGUCCAGAUACUCAGGCUGAGUUCCCAGAGCAAAGGGACUUGCUGGUCUUUCGCAGAGCACAUUGUCCUUAGCAUCACGGUGACAGCACCUGAGGACCUGGAGGACAACCCUGCCUUGCCUGAUGGGGAGACAGAGAGCAAACAGGACCAGGCAACAACUCUCGAGUCACGAUGCUGUCCCUGCUGCUUCCUUUUCCCCAUCAGCUGCAUGAGACAAGCUCUCCUUUUCUGCUCGAAAAAUUGCCUGGCUAAAAGCUUUUGCUACUACUCUUGCCAUCCCAGAGUGCACUAAGCCACAGACUCCAAACUCUAAAUUCCCGUUUGCGGACUCUGAGCUCCUGAGGUUGAUUUUACCACUUUACCACCAGGAAAAAUUAUGUGAAUUCAUGGGAGAAGCAAGUUAUAUGAUGAGUGGAGAGAAAUACAGCUCCAGAACCAAGUUACUGCUUCAGACAAGGCUGCAGCAGGCGAUGGCGCCCAGCUCUCCUAGCAGAGAUGGCUGCAGCGAAAUCACCCAAGAGGGAGAACAAAAUGAAAAGAAUAAAGAAAAAGAAAAAUCCACUGAGCUACUGUUUGCUUUCCGGACGGAGCCUGUGGUACAGCACCAGCAGCCAAGCACAGCUCUGCGUCAAACACAAAGGCAACAUGCCGCUUUGUGUUCGCUCAGCUACAUGCAUGCAGGGCAAGGGAGAAGGAAGGAAUGUCAGUGGAGCCUCUUGUGGGCUCCUCACCAAGAGGAGCCUCCUUCCCUCCCACCGCCUUUACAGAGCUCUGUAAUUCCCCCAGGAUCGUGCUCACCACAGACCGCGCAAGAAGCAGGGCUGGGGUUUCAGUCCAUGGCCACCUUCCCAUGAGGUCAGGGCUGAAUUGCCACCCUGCAGCCAGCACAAAGGGGCAUAGGACUGCUGGAAAUGCUGUUUUGGAAGGGGGAGCUCAACCUUCAUCAACCAUGGGGAUGGACAGGGGAUGCUAGAGAAAGUGCAUUCAAGCAUUUGGAAAAUCUCACAGGACUUUGUGGGAAAAGUGAGGUUGAGUACAUGACCAUCCUGCAGUGCCACUGGAGCAGCAGUUGCAUAUCUGUGGCUGCAGGUAGAGGUGGAGACUCGCUGACAUGAGACCCGAUCCAGUUACAACCCAAAUUUCAGAGCUCAUGAGCAACCACUGAAAUCUUGUUGACCAGUCUUAGCUGAAAAGCAGACCUCACCAAAAAUUAGGUGUCUUCACGGGCGCUUGGAUUGAGGCACUUAAAACAAGGGCUAGCACUUGUAAGGUGUCUGCUUGGCCACAAGUUUGCCUGCAUCAUGUUCCCCCAGACACAGUACUGAUUGGUUUCAACUUUCUAAGAGAAAAGGAGGUUGUGGGUGCUUAAACUAAAGGCCAAAGCCUGGAGAAGAAGUGGUCUUGAGAGGAAUUUGGCUAGACUGGAUUGGAGUACCAUGAUUAACCUUCACCUGGUAGCUUUCUCCUUUUCCUUGGAGAUUCCACAAAACACCAGCUCCCAUUGCUGUCUUGAAGGUCUUGAGAUGUCAGACCUCAACCCUCACCCCACUUCCUCUCAGGUUUGAGCAGGUGCUUUAUCUUGAUUAAUCUGGGCUAGCCCAUGGGCAUAUCUCUGUGGUUUUGCUGGCAGACGGGCCUGGCCAGAGCUGCUUGGGCUGGGGAUACCGGCCAAAAGCAGGAAUCACAGCAGGGGAGAAGGAAAACUCACAGGACUGGUUGAGGAAGGGUAGGAGUGGAGCAGACAUCCCUCCCAUCCUUCCAGCAGGUUUAUUAGGGUCUGUUCUUUGGUGUCUUUUACUGGUCCAAAAGCAGGGCCACCAUCUGUUCUGCUGAAUUCCUCCUAAAUUCUCCUUUUGCAGCAUGACCGGUGUGAAUGCCAGCAGCUGGAAGACUGAAAUAGCAGCUACCAUUGCUUAGGUCCCACUGAUUUGUCCUGUGGUUUUUCCAUGUCCUUUAAUCUCCAGUAAAUAAUCCCUCACUUCCUUGUGGUCUUUUUAAUUCCAUGCUCUGUGCUGGUGCUUCCUGUAAACAUUGGGGCUGGUGGCCCGUACGUGGCCACCACCAUCUAAUUGAGGCUCUCCCCAGCCGUGCAAAGGGCAUGUGACAGGGCUGUUUGUCAGGCUGGAUGUGGCUGGUACAAGGGAUAAAUAAUAGAAAUGCCUGAUUCUCCUCUCCAUCCAGCCAGAAGAAGUCAGGGCUGGCUCUCGUGAGGCUGGUGAAUAAUACAGGUGUAAAACCAAGUACAUGUGAGAGCAUCAGGUCCUGGCACCCAACUAAUUGCAUCAUCUGGCCUCCAGCAAUCAUGAUUAGGCCAGCGCUUGAAAGCAAAAUUGGCCUAAAUUAUGAGCAAUGAGGUCCCUCCACCAUACACGUCUGCACUGGUGUUUGCUCUUCCGUGCAGGAGCCACGUCCUGUGCAGAAGCCAUGACCAGACCUCGCUCAGCCCUUAAUUGCAUGUUUCUGGUCUAAAAUUUGGAGUGGAGUCCUAAAAUCAAGGGCAGAGGUGAGAGGUCUGUGCUGAACGAAGUCUUUACCCAAUAUUUGUUGCUCCAUGGGCUUGAUCCUUUGCACUCUGGUGGCAAGAGAACUCCAGAUCCCCUCGAGCACUCUGACAGCAAGGGAGGUCAAGAAGGCAUUUGUACAAUCAAAAUAUUUUUAGCUGUAAGAUUUGGGUAUCAGAUACCCAUCCUCAAGCCUGAGAGAAAUUAUUUUCCCCGGGUGAGUUUGUGUUAAACUGAGGGUAGAUCAAAGGGGCUUGUGACAAGAGCUGAACUGGGCUUUUUGGCUGGCACAGCUUUUCCUCCAACUUGAAAGAUCAUCACUCCAGGUUUCUGUUGACUGAUGGAUCCCUCCACAGAUACCUGAGCAGCCAACAGACCAUUUCUGCAGGAACAUCUUUGCUCCCAAUGUAUCUUGGGCUCUCACUUGUGCCUGUCCUGACCAUCCUUGCACAUGGGGUGUCUGUAUGUGCCUGGCUGGAAGAUGAUGGUGUGAGUGUGCUCAUGCAGGUGAUUCUGGAGAUGGAUGGGUGUAAUCCUGCUAGCCCUGCCAAUAUUUGAUGCUUGAAAAGUUAAUGCUUCAUGUUAUUUUAUGUUAAUAUUUUAAUGUUAAUUUACAGCAAAACACAACUGUAAGAGAGGUCUUAUAACCAGACCAUUAACACAUGGUUCUUCCCAGCAUGGCGGCUUCCAGAAAUCUGCAGGUUUUGAUCUGUUGGCUACUUCAAAUAAGUUCUAAUUUAUUUGUUUUCUUUUCAUAAGCUCCUCACAGCCAAGCUGUGACAGCUAAGGGGAACCUGCUCAGUCUUUCAGCAUUAACAUCUUGAUUAUCAGAGCGCAGGCUCCUUCCACGUGAGGACUGCACGUGUGUGUGCCACCACUCCUUAAGAUACUUGUGGAGCUGAAGCGUGAGCAGGAACUCGGCUUGCCGUGGCAUUGGGGGUGCUGAAAAAGAUGCCUGGAGGGAAAGGCCAACCUCAAUUUGUGUCAUUUAAUGCCAUGUCAUGUCUGUCACCUUCUUUAGAAUGGGGCAGUUAAUAGCAAAAGCGGAGUAGAGCUGAGUUUUCCCAUUAAAUGCUGGUGACCUGGUUGUAUCUCGCCGUGGUGCAUGUAUCACAGGGAACUGAGUGUGUGCUGCAGGCGGCUGAUGCCCCGAGGCACGGGCAGUGAGCAUCCUGCUCCCUGUGCACUGGUGUUGACCAAAGGAAGCUGAGAGGGCUGAUGUGAGGAAGCUGGUGGGAAGUUUGGGUUUCUGGCUGCCCACGCAGCUCCAGUGUGACCAAGAGUUGGCAGGAUCAAUCCCAGAGCAUCCCAUGGGGAUCAGAUGGGGGAAGGACUGGGAAUUGCUGGCUUUUUUCAUGACCACCUUUUCCUUGCAAAGUAGAUGCCACAUUAUCACUAGGUUGAGCUGUUGGCUGAAACAGAGCCCUAGGCAAAAUCAGACAAAAAUGAAACUCCUACAAGCCUUUCCUGAAGUCCGCUUGAAAGCAUUACAGGUGUAGAAGAAAUGACGCUGUUCUGGAUGUGUUUAUGACUGCUCUCAUGGGUCUCCCUGGCCCCAGGCUGACCAUGGGCCUCCACUGCUCCGUUUUUUCUGAUGGUGGGGAUGUGAAAAGCCUUGAGAGAGGCAGAAUGGCUUUGCCUGGGCAGCAGUAGGAGUUCUUGAGACCUGAAGCAAAUAAUCAUCGCCUGGAGCUGGUCCCUUUGGCUCCAGGCACUGCUGAGUUUGCUGGUGGAGAAAACCACUGCAUUGGAUCAAACCGCUGUGCAAGGAGACUUCACAAAAGUGAACAGCUAGUGGUCAAGAAGAGCUGCCAGAUUCCUGCUUUCUCAGUAACUAAUAAAAGUGCUUUUUAAACACAAUUAAUGUGAUGUCUUGCUAAAGACUGAAGGAAAUUGGAAUUGAGACAUUUGUAUUUUGACAGACUCUGUGGAAAACUUCUGUUCAGACUGGUAGGAAUGAAACCAAUAAAUUUCUGAAGAAACUUUCUGAAUUCAGCCUUCAAGAUAAUAGAUAGGCUGUUCUGACUGCAGAUAAAUAAACUCUGUUUUUAUAAGCGUUUAAAGACCUUUGGGAUGACGAAGUGGAACAUACUUCACAUCUCCAAAGAUGGGAAGUGGCUUCUGAGUCAAAUGCCCUCCCGUGCCAGGGCUCGUAUUUUAGACUGAGAUCACUCUUUUGUGACUUGUUGACAGGUUUUUUGUUGUACUUUGAAGAAAAAAAGGGAAAACGUCCCAGGCUGAAAAUAGCAGUGAGACAUUCCGCAACCAGCCAACCUGUUCUUCAAGAAAACUUCCCAGGGAACGUAAAGCUCAAGCUGCAGCCCCAAAAACACCAGCUAAGAAAUGGCACAUCAAGUGAUUAUUUGGGUGAAAAAAACUCUGUUUUGGGUGACAACAGCCCCUGCCUGAGCAUCGCUCAUCUCUUUUCCUGUGGUGAAGAUGACCAUCUGAGAAAGGAAAAAAAGCAAGGAAGGAAGGCAGGAGCUGUCCCAAAGGCAGGUGGUGAAAAGGCUGGAUCAGGGCUGGAGAAACAGGCCAGGUCUCUGCCUGUGUGCCAGGCUUGGGGCUUAGUUUUGCAAACAAAACCAAAACAAAUGCAACCCAGAGCCACGGGUGGUAAGCAACACUGAAGCAUUCGCACUAAGGUUUGUUUGCUUUGUUCUCCAUUUAUCUGCUGGCUGAUGUGACCUGUUGGGCAAAGGCCAGCAGGAUGUGCUUUAUGUGAACUGAACGUAAAGGCACGUUACUGGAGGAAAAGAGAGACAAGUCACAUAUACAGGGUGGCCCCCAAACCAGGCUGAUCGGCUCCGCAUGGAUGUGGGCUCCUGCCAUUGCAUGUAGCCGAAGGCCAGUCCUGGCACAAGGGUGGCACGUUGGAGCAAUGUGCCUCGAGGUCAAACCCCAGUGUCACGGCCGAGUCUCUGAGGCUCAAGAGAGGAGGCACCAAAGCCUUUCAAGAGCUGGCUGAAGGAGCUCCAUCUCUCUGGUUUCUCAAAAGGAAGGGAGAGCAGGUCAGGGCUUGUGAUGCACAAAGAUGGGGAAAUAACAAGAUUUAGGAGGCAAAGUCUUACAAGAUGACUGGAAACAGCCACCCAGUUAAUCCAUCCUGUGAAAAAGGCUCUCGUAUUGAAAAGUCAUUAUCAGGAAAGUAACUUAGCAAAGCUUGUGGUGAUCCUCCACUACCGAGAAUGUUUUGAUUGAGCCUGAUCCCUCCCCAUGAAAGCAGAUGCUCUAAUUCGUGUGGAAGCUAACUGAGGCCUGAGCUGCCCCAGGGAGGAGCCUGGAUGGCUGCAGCAAACCCCUCACUCCAGACUGGGUAGGGAAAGGCAGGUUGUGCUUGCCAGAGGGCUGAGGGGGGAGCAGUGGAGGGUCUGGAGGAGGUGCUGAGGUUUGGCUCAUGCAGAAGAUUGCCCAGGAGCAGGAAGGUGCAGCAGUGUCCCUCAGGCUCGGCAGCGGGCUCCCCUGCACCUCUGCUGCGGGCUCAGCAGCACCUCCUGGGCUCUGGUUGCUGGGGAGGCACAGGGCAGCUUUCUUCUGGCAGGGGAAAAAAGGUAAUCUGCCCUCAAGUAACCAGCUCACACUCGGUGUAGCUGCAGGAAAUGUGUGCUCUUGCUGCUAGAGACACCACAGUUGCUACAGCAACCGCAAAGCACCAAGUCUCACCAAUGCCCUCCCUCUGCCACCCUUCAUGCCUCCAAAAUCAGGCAGAGUAGGGAAGGUGAUGAUGGGGAGACAAAGUGCCAGGUGGGGAUGACAUGACCCCUGGUUGCUGGGGGGCUACACACUCUGCUCCUGUCCCACCGUGGCUGGUGCCCAGACACUGCCACAAUCCCAUCAGUCCUUACAAGCACUUGGUUUCCAGGUCAAUAUGAUUUAGUUCACCAGAUCUGUAAAGCAGGACUGGUCUCAGCAAGCAUGUGUGCACCCCAGCCUGCCUUCCCCCCACCAAGCAUCUCCCUGCAGGGAUCUGCAGUGCUCGGUUGUAUCCGUGUUGCUUGUUCAGCCACCGAGCCGGUGCAGCAGCUGGCGGGAUGGGGAUGCAAUGCUGGGAUGCGGUGGGGAGCACCCCAGUGACAGGGGCAAUGGGAACCUAAAACCAAAAGGUGCUUUGUGAGCACCUGCCAUCUCUUUGCUAUUUAAAUCAAGCUCUCCGCGGUUCCCAGCGCUGUGCCAGCCUGCCUCAGUAACCGUGUGUGGUUUCCCCUGGUGCUCCUCUCUUAAAUAUUUAAUGGCAGGAGGGAGGAAGAGAUGUUUUAAGAAACAUUUCGGUGCUUCCAUCUGAACAGAAGGUUGUUUCAGGUGGCUGAAGCAGACAAAAAAGCUUUAGCUGUGAUUUAUCAGCAUCUUUCAGCUGCUGAAGGGCUGGCAGCAUGAUGAUGCAGGGUAAUGGUGAAAAGAGAAGUGUUUCAGAUGCCCGGAGAGAGUAAGAACUCCUGUGGUCUGUCCUGCAUCCUUUUCCUGACUCUAUGCCACCAUGACUUGAUUUCUUACACUAAAACAGUUGAAAGAGGCUUCAGGUUUCAAGUUUUAGUGGAUAAAGCUUGAAGAUCACCAGCUCCCAGGUCUUAGCCGGGCACUUUGUCCUCCCUACCACCUCUGGAUGUGUCAGGUUUGCUGAGUGCCAAGGGUCUAAUGGAGAUUUAAAGGUAUCUACCUGCCAGAGAGUUCCUAAGGAUUUAUUUGAGUCCAUGAAGUGGUUUGAAAAAUCUGGAUAAAAUCACUCUGGAAGGAAAUGUAUUUUAAUCUCAGCCAAAUCAUAAAUCAGGCCAUCCUUAAUACAAAUGACUCCUUAAGACGAGGCUGAUACAAGAGGAGAGGGCUGCACUUCUGCUUCGUUUGGCAGUCCCUGUCCUGGUGCAUCCACUCAGGGAUCAUCCCAGUUAUUGCUGGUGCUCAGUAUAAUGAACUUGCAUCUGCGCAGAUGCCCCACACCUGCACACCAGGGGGUGGGAUGCCAGUGGGUCUAAUGGAAGUGCUGCCACAGCUCAUAUUAUCUCAUCUCCCUAAUAAAACCCAUUUCCCUGCAGGGCAGCUGCUAUAAGGCUGAAUUCGGUGGCCUUAAGCACCGUUUUCAGAACAGGUUGGGUGCAAGUGCUAUUUACACCAGCAAAAUGUCCCAGGCGCAGUGUGCAUGGUCAUCUGUGCUGGGGCUCAGAGAGACACAGCCAGAAAAUAUAUACAAAGUAGUGUUCAAAUGCAGUUUUUCUUAGUGGGAACUGUGAACUCCACAACAAACCUGUUUGCCAGUCCCAGCCCUUUCCCAUCCAGCUGUGGUGCAAUUAGGUUUUCAUUUGAAUGACGUGCAAAGGGAGACUGUCAGUCAUUUCUCAGCACUGACACUGUGAAAGGGCAGUGCUGCUGGGCUGCUCAAUAAUUUAUGUCCUCAGUAUCAGAGGACAGCGUGUGUGGAAGUUCCUGUUGCUGCCAGCCAGGAUAAGAAGCUGCCUUCCAAGAGAGAUGGGCUGAUCACAGUGAGCCCCAGGAGCACACGUGGAGCACACCAAGAGCCGCCUCCGUGUGCCUCCUCCCCGCAGCGAUCAGCUGCUCCGCGCACGCUGUGCCCGCGGAUCUGCUCGCUCCUUCCAAACAGCCGGGCUCUUGGGAAGCGCGGGUUGAGCAGGUGUCACCUCGGACGCACAUGUUCACCCCGGCCUUGGGAAGUAGCAGCUGGAGUAAUUACCAUCCUGCUUAAUGAAGCGAGCUCCUUCAACAGAUGACACUUGGACUAACAUGCACUAAUUAAGUCUGUAAUCACUAAAAGAAUGAUUGAAGGUUUUGAACUGGCCAGUCGUUCUCAGUAACAUCAAAAUUAGAGACAACACAGCUCAUCAGAGCACAAGAAAAUUCAAGGGUUCUUGAUCACCCAGUGGUGUACACCAGCCUUGAUCCUGCCUUGGAUCAUCCUUUUUGCCUGAUAGCCUCCACUGGUUUGCAGUGGUUUACAAAACUACCCUGAACAGAUUACACUCAGGCCCGUAAAAUGAAUAAACUUUCACUUUUUUUUUUUUAAUAAUUUGGCUCACGGGUCUUGUAUAUCACCUGGGCAUUAUUCAGAGCUUCUCUAAUCCCCACCUGUCUGACUGCUUGUCCCAUGCAGCCCCAGCAGCAGCUCUGAAAGACUCCAAUUGACAGCAAUAACUGCAGGGAGACACUGAAAGAACUUGAAAAAGAUAGCUGAAACCAUAAAAUAAACCCUUCCGUUUCUUCCUACGAAGGAAGACUCGGAAAUAAGUGAAAAAGAUCAAAAGUUUUCAUAAUCUAAUGGCCAAGAUAAGGGGACCUAGCAGCGUAUUUCUCUCUGCCUUCUGCAGUACAGUGGAAGCAAACAUGCCUCUGGGAUUCAGUUUUAUCUUCCACUGAGCUCAGCUCUUUGGGUUAUCAGGAAAGUCAGGCUUUCUCUCUGCUGUUGGCUCUGAAGUGCUGGCCACAGUGACGUCCGAAUAUUUUCAGACCCUAGCUCACUGCAGGGGAAAGAAUUUUAAAAAAACAGAGCUUAAAAAGUCAGAAGUUUACAUAUCAAGGAGGAUUUUGCAGAGAACCUCGUAUUCCAGCUGCAAAAUGCCUGUAAAAGAAUAUUGAUAUUUUGAUCUAUUUUUACAGUCCUUGCUAAUAACAGCUGCCCAGAAUGGGGGCAGGGGGGCAGUUAAACCAAAUAGAUUUCACAACUUAGGUCUUGCUGGAAAUUAAGAGAAAUAAUUGCACUAGAUUUCUUUUUCCUGUCUGCCUAUUUUCAUUUCAGUUUUAUCAGCAUUAUCUGCCUAGCAAGGCUAAUCUAAUUUUUUCCUCAUUUUUCCUGUUUUAUAAUAGGAAGUGCUUGUUCACAGGUAUCCAGACUUGAGGCAGAGUAGUUAAUUGCUCUGCAAGCAAUCAGUCACCAAAAAAAAAGUCUGGUUCCCUCUUCCAUGUACUGGUCCAGGGCCUUUGGUCUCUGGGCUAUUUUAUCCAAUCCGGGUUAUUUUAGGCAGUUCGCUCAUGCCUCUCAUCUUAAAAUAACGGCAGUACCGUAAAAAGAUGGCAGUAUUUUUCCAUUCUACCACAAUGCAGAAAAGCCUGGGCCUUUUUUGCUCAUUUUCAAAGGUUUGCAUUUUGAAGCACAGCAACACUGGACCAGAACGCUGCAGUUCGUACAUGGAUACAACCCAGCAGGCUUGGGCGAGCUCAGACCUUGGUUCCUUGUUCUCCUUUUGCACUCCCCCGUGGGAGAUGCCUCAGUCCGUAAACACAGAUGUGUCCCUGCGGCAUCAGCGCUGGCAGCCACACAACCAGCGCUGGGGCUCCGUGAUGGCUGGGUCACAAAUCUUCCUGUGUUUGGGGCAGCAGGAGCUGCCCUGAGACUUAAUUCCAACCCUCGGCCGCUAGAAACCACAUCAACUCCCUUCCCGCCUGGCUGCCCGUGCCCAGUCCUGCCGCCGUCGAAGGAAAACGGCCUCAGUGCUGCGGUUUGGUUGGUGCUUUUGCAGAGCUUCGUUUGUCCAUCCCAGUCGUCUUUUUAGUGUCUUUCAGAUAUUGGUGUUAUCUAAGCCUUGGGCUGUGUAUUUUGCAGGAGUGAGAUGUGAAUCUCUCAGGCCAGCGCGGCCGGGCACCGGCACAGCCGGACACAGCACCGGUCACUGUGCCGAGCCGUGUCCAGCCACAGCCACGCCGAGCCUGGGAGGCUGCGGGAUUUUGGGGGUCACUGGGGUGGAACAAAGAAAUAAACUUAACAGCAGAGUGAAUUAUAGUGUUAAGCGGCAUUCUUUAUUUCAUCAGUGAUGGGGAACACUGGGGAUCAUCCUCCAUAAGUGCUCCCAAGACCGGAUGCCCUUGCAUUGCUUAUAUUCACACAAUUAUUGCAUAUCGAUUACAAUUUUUGGAAAUUCUUAACAUACAAUAUAUCUAUACUAAGAAAUAAUAAUGAUGAUAGUUAAAAUCGUUCAGUUUCUUACUUACAUCUAAUAAUUAUUAGGUAAAUAUGAACUAAGCACUCUGCUUCUAAACAAUGUAUCAGUUAAUCUUCUGUCUCCCUCUUGUCAUGCAGAAGGAUCUAAAACUUGAAAAAAUCCCCUUGUUUUGCAGGUGGUCAGAAAGCAUUUAUAACGUCAAUCGGUUAAUGAUGGCUAUGUCUUUUAUAACUUAAUCACAGUAUAAAUUAAAUUAGCAGCUUCUCUUCAGGGGUGUUCCUGCCAGAGCUGCCAAAGGUCAGAGGUUGGAAACAGAGCCGUUUGUGGCCUUUCUGCAACAGCCUGUCUGCCACGCAAGUAAAGACCAACAGCGUUUAACGGAUCCGCUGACAAGAAAAUCACCCCCAUGCGGUGGCAUUGCCCGAGCCCGGCACGCACGGCGGGACGUGCCCGAGCCCGAGCCCGGCCGCGCCGAGGCCCCGCAGCCCGCCGUGCGCGGUGCCACCAGCCGCAGCGGCGCCGCCGGCUCCCCGCGCCACCCGCCUGCGCCGCACGGCCCGGGAGGGGCCAUGGUGCUGGGGCCGUGUUUUGGGACGGACCGUGUUGUUGAGGGACCGUGUCUCUGAGGGACCGGGGUCGCCACUUUGCUGGGGCUCGGGUGUUGCGGGGCACUGUUGCUGCGGGUCCCUCCCGACGCGCAGGGCCAGGGCGGGACCGGGAGCCGCAGCCGCCGGGGCCAGUGCAGGGGCGGGAAAGGGCGGCUGCCGGCGGAACCUUCCCCGCUGCAGCUUCUGUUGCGCACCGGAGCGGCGCGGGGUUCCGGUCCGCGGUGCCAUUUCCCAGCAGCCCCUGGGGCCCGCCCUUCUCUUCCGGCCCGGUGGCGGCGGUGCAGCCAUGGCCAAGUCCAAGAACCACACCACGCACAACCAGUCCCGCAAGUGGCACAGAAAUGGCAUCAAGAAACCCAGAUCCCAUAGAUACGAGUCUCUCAAAGGGGUUGAUCCCAAGUUUCUGAGGAACAUGAGGUUUGCGAAGAAACACAACAAAAAGGGGCUGAAGAAGAUGCAGGCCAACAACGCCAAGCAGGCUGCUCAGCAGAAAAAGGACUGACGUGGUUUAAGACAAAGAAUCAGUUUUCCUAUUGGCACGUGUGUUACAGCAUUUUUUUUAAAAUAAAAUUUGAUGUAACAGAA